UAAAUAUUUUCACAUUUCUGUAAGAACUCUCCAAAUCUCAACACCAAAAAUUUUCCGAAUUCCCACGCUCCCCAAAAUAUACUCCCCCAGAUUCCCCCAAACCCUAGAAUUCGACUGAAUAUGGGGAUGAAAAAGGGCAGGAUCCUCUCGAUUCCAGUUCUCGCGGUGAUCUCUCUAGUUGGCUACGUCUACUACACGACUGUGUUCGUGCUCUUGGAUCAAUGGCUGGGUCUCAAUUCCUCGCCCGGAUUCCUCAACGCUGUCAUCUUCAGCUUCUUCGCUUUCAUGGGUUUGGUUUCUUUCUUCGUUUCGGUGCUCACGGAUCCAGGUGGGGUCCCCUCGUCUUUUGCUCCGGAUUCUGAAGAUCCCCAAAAACAUCAAGGUGUGAAAUCAAGAUAUUGUGAUAAGUGCAACACUUAUAAGCCUCCUCGAACGCACCACUGCCGGGUUUGCAAAAGAUGUGUGCUAAAAAUGGACCAUCAUUGUGUUUGGAUAAACAAUUGUGUGGGUUAUAUGAACUAUAAGCCCUUCAUAAUUUUCAUUCUGCACGUAGCCAUCGGAUCCAUCUAUUCUCUGGUGAUAUUUACGAGUUUUAUCAUUCAGAAAGAUCAAGACCUCAGCAUACGAUAUCCUAAACUCUUUUAUGUCAUAUGCGGUUUAAUCAUUGUUAUUGUAAGCUUGAGCACAACCACUCUAUUGGGUUGGCACAUCUACCUCCUAACUCAUAAUAUGUCAACCAUAGAGUACCGGGAGGCAGUAAGAGCAAUGUGGCUGGCUAGAAAAUGUGGCCAGAAGUACCGCCAUCCUUAUGACCUUGGUGUAUAUAAUAAUCUUCUUUUGAUUCUAGGUCCGAACAUUUUGAAGUGGUUUUAUCCCUUGGCACUGGACCAUCUCAGUGAUGGCACACAGUUUCAAAUAGCCAAAUGACCGAUUUUAUUCUUCUUCCUUCUGCACACUUUGGUGGUGUUUUAAGGUUGCAUUCCUUUUACCAGAUGCUAGUCAAGUAUCAGAAAGAGGAGAUUUAUUCAUUGAAAGAGGAUUCACUACGCAACUAGCUCUGGCGGUUACGGCAGUAGUGUUUCUAUUCCUGAUUCACACAUUCUUUGAUUGAAGCUAAAGAUGAAAAGGAAAAGCACAUGUUUUCGCAAUUUUAUUGUUCGGCAGUCUACCUGGUAAUGUGAUUGUUCUUGGCCUUGGUUUGUGGUGGUGGUGUAUCAUAAGACUGUAAGCAAUAGUGUCCUCCAUUGCACCCACAUAUGUAUAUUGACAGCGAGGCGUAUGUGUUGAGAAACUACUCAUGAUGCAAUUUCAAGACUAAUAAUGGUUAAUGUUUCCUAAUAUUUCACUCUUUCUUAUUGGCCCCUAAUGAUAUAAGUAUCUUGUUGGCGCCGUU
Asparagus officinalis (garden asparagus) is the source of this 1393-nucleotide messenger RNA. RefSeq names its product probable protein S-acyltransferase 15. Gene Ontology annotation, molecular function: palmitoyltransferase activity. Bases 121 to 927 code for a protein of 268 amino acids. Lineage: Eukaryota; Viridiplantae; Streptophyta; Magnoliopsida; Asparagales; Asparagaceae. The record is from RefSeq and is a predicted model, not a curated record. The transcript has 7 exons.